Annulohypoxylon maeteangense is the source of this 1640-nucleotide messenger RNA. RefSeq names its product cytochrome c1, heme protein, mitochondrial precursor. Gene Ontology annotation, biological process: mitochondrial electron transport, ubiquinol to cytochrome c. Lineage: Eukaryota; Fungi; Ascomycota; Sordariomycetes; Xylariales; Hypoxylaceae. Gene Ontology annotation, molecular function: electron transfer activity; heme binding. Bases 282 to 1253 code for a protein of 323 amino acids. The transcript has 4 exons. The record is from RefSeq and is a predicted model, not a curated record.
GGUAAACUUAAAUCAUGCCGUAAUAUGCCGUAUGAUUUCAAAGUUAAAAGUUAUUAGUGGUUUUUGUCACGUGAAUAGUGGAUUUAUUCGAUGAAGCUAACCUCGGCCAAUAGGAUGCACCUAUUUCCAAUUGCUUCAAGGUCUGAGCACUUUUUCAUAUUCAACCUUGUGCUGCUUGCGUAAAUUGGUUCGACCUCUCCAAACCCCAACGAACAAAAGCCUCAAUUGACUUGUCAACCUACCCGUCGCACCUCCCACGAACGGGUAGAACCUCGCCCUCUAUGUUGGCAAGAUCUUGCCUGCGCUCUACGCGCAUUCUCAACGGUGCCAGAAAUGGCGCGACCGCUUUCACCAAGCGAUCUAUCUCGUCGUCGAGCUCCGGAGCCUCUACCGAAUCUCCGAUGAAACUAAACAUAGCCGCCGCGGCCUCAACAACUCUCGCUAUCGGAUCUGUUGCGUGGUACUAUCACCUCUACGGACCCACCGCUCACGCAAUGACGCCUGCUGAAGAAGGUUUACACCCACCAGCCUACCCGUGGGUUCAUGAACAGUGGUUAAAAACUUUCGACCACCAAGCGCUUCGUCGAGGCUUCCAGGUGUACCGUGAAGUCUGCGCAGCAUGUCAUUCACUCAGUCGAGUUCCUUACCGAACGCUCGUCGGAACUGUCCUGACGGUGGAUGAGGCGAAAGCAUUGGCCGAGGAGAAUGAAUAUGAUACCGAACCCAACGACGAGGGAGAGAUCGAGAAACGUCCCGGAAAGCUAUCUGACUACAUUCCUGCCCCAUAUAAGAAUGACGAGGCGGCCCGAGCUGCCAACAACGGUGCCCUUCCUCCCGAUCUCAGCUUAAUUAUCAAAGGGCGUCACGGCGGAUGUAACUAUAUCUUCAGCUUAUUGACCGGAUAUCCCGAGGAACCUCCCGCAGGUGCUCAGGUGGGUGCCGGUUUAAAUUUCAACCCUUACUUUCCGGGUACGGGUAUCGCUAUGGCCCGUGUUUUAUACGACGGACUAGUGGAGUAUGAGGAUGAAACUCCAGCGUCUACAUCGCAGAUGGCCAAAGAUGUGGUAGAAUUCCUCAACUGGGCGGCAGAACCUGAGAUGGACGACCGAAAGCGGAUGGGGUUGAAGGUACUGACUGUCACUACUGUCCUAUUCGCUCUAAGCGUGUGGGUUAAGCGAUACAAGUGGGCGACGCUCAAGUCGAGGAAGAUUGUCUACGACCCGCCCAAGGCAUCUAAUAAUAUCCGUACGUAAAGGCGCCCGCUGCUGUAUGUACUACUAAGUUACUCUACCGCAUCGCUCCUUUGUCAUGGCAAGAGGGAGAGAGGAAAAAGGACGUGAGGCUAACCAAGGGGUCGGAAUAAUCCUGAGUCGCAACUCUAGAGUGUAUAUCAAGUUCCUAAAUUUUAGACGUUCACAGAAGAUUACUUGACAGUACCUAGUACGUGGGGCGACUUGACACUUGACGGAAUGAACCGUACCUGAGAGAGGAUGUUCUCUCCCCUAACCUUGGAACUGGAUUAACUUUUUUACCCCGUUACCCAGGUAUAUAGAUAGGUGUAAAUAUGUUUAACGGCGGUGCAGGUAUUGAGAGUUACUAGGCAAAAAGGCACAUCAAUAUUCAUACUUACUACUAUGUAC